This is a messenger RNA of Eublepharis macularius, 1974 nucleotides long. RefSeq names its product chromosome 1 C2orf73 homolog (gene CIMIP6). Lineage: Eukaryota; Metazoa; Chordata; Lepidosauria; Squamata; Eublepharidae. The transcript has 5 exons. The coding region runs from base 1 to 963 and encodes 320 amino acids. The record is from RefSeq and is a predicted model, not a curated record.
AUGCUCUCGUCCAUCGAGCUGCUCUCGGGGCGGCGGCGAAGAGCGCCUCUGCGCCAUGUAGACACCUUCAGAAUAUUUAACCUUGAGCUCCCAGAAAGGAAUAACAUACUAGAGAAGUUCCAAGAGGAGUAUACACCAAGGAGACAAGAGCACCACCAGCUGCUCGAGUGGCGUAAUACUCCUCAAGUGCACCAUGUCAAGUACAUUAAGUCCAAUGCCAGGUUUUUAAAUAAAACAUUCUGUUAUAUGGACACGGAAGACCCGAAAGCCAAAGAGGAUCAUUGGUGGCCAUGUAAUGAACCCUUAGUGCAUCGUCCUAAACCACCUUUUGGCAAGCAAAGCACUCAGAGAAAUGAUUUUCAGAAGCCAAACUGUAAAUUGACUCGGCCUAUUAAGCACAGCAGUAUGCUGCCACCUUCUCAUGGAAUAGUUCCACUUGCAUCUCCUCGAACACCCACCAGCCUUCCGAGAAUUUUCCAAGAGCAGAUCUCUUUUAAACAUCACUAUAAUGCCAGAGCAACUCCCUGUGUCCCCUACCAAGGGAAGAAACAGGGUACUUUUGUGUGCCGAGAGAUAAAGCCAGCGAGGGGGACGUUAGUUCCUGAGGGAGCUGAAGCGCUGACAAGUACACAGGGGUCAGACCCGCUGGAACAGCCACAAGCAGAGAAAGGAAACUCAGUGGAAAACUGUAUGACCUCACCCUGCCUAUGCUUGCCGGAUUCCCAGGAGGCACCAGAUUCCGGCACUCACUUAUCAAAAACAGACAUCAGUGUGGGAGCCAAGGCAGACCCCAGUGCCUCUGAGAAGGGGCAGAUUUCUCAGAAAAAUGAAGCAGAUCUUAGCUAUCGAGCUGGAGAGGCACCUUCCUGUCCUGUGAGAAAGGCUGCCCUCCAUAAAUUGCAGGACCACUUGCCUCCUCUUCCGAAAGUGGUACAAUCUCCAGCAGAAAUUCAGAUGGCCUAGAAGGGCUGCGCAAGUGAGGGGGGGAGAGUUGGCCUGGUGCAAUAUCAGUAACGCCAAACACUAACUGACACCAGCAAAUUGUUCAAGGCAAGACACUCUGCCUUUACAUAACAACAGCUGCAGCAUGCUUUGAUGCCUUCAGAAAAUGAGAGGCUCAUAAAAACUAUGAAUCUUUUAUUUUAUUUUUGUCCCGUGGUGCAGUUUAAUUUUUCAUUCAUAUGCUUAUGCAAAAUUGCCUGGGUUGUUCAUUGGCAGGAGUGUUCUUUUUAGUAUGGACUGUAGUUAAACUAUAAUGUCGGAAUGAAACGAAUCAUGUUAUUUCCCUAACUUUUAACUGUUUCCAGUUUUUUAAAAAGUGAUUAUGCUUUUGGGUUUGGAGUUUUAAUACAUUCUGAGGCCCUGACAGAAACUGAAAAUUGUUCCAUGUAGGUGGAAGAAAUAUGCUUUUUCAGUGAUUUGGUGUCAUCCUGUAAUAAAUAGAGGCUAUUGUUGUUUCAGUAGGAAAUGAGGACAGUUAAAAGGGACAAUUUGCUACAGUCCAUAAGAAUGCAAGUUAUGUUCCAUUGCUGAACACAGUCAGGAAGGACACCUUUACAGUAACCUUCACUUUUGCUGUAACAUUUUCCUGGAAAUUUUGAAUGGAUUUGGUCUCAGGUCAGGAAUUCAGCUUACUUUUAAUGUACUUAUAUAGAUUUCUAAUGUCAUGCCUUUUAUUUGAAACCUUGAAUCUGUAAUAUAUUUUUUUUAAUCAGAAGCCUGUAAGUAAGGAAGAGCUUUGCUGGAUCAGUAUAUUCAGCCCAGCAUCUGAUGGUGGCUAGCCUCUGAGAAACAUACAAGAAAGCUGGAAAGGAAACAACACUCCCCUAUGGAUUGUGCACUGUGUGUUCAGAGGUAUACUGUCUCUGGAGAUUCCAUUUAGCGGACAUUGAGUAAAAGUCAUUGGUAUACCACCCUCCAUGAAUUUAGUUUUUAAAAAGCCACUUUAAGCUAGUGACCAUGGCCGUUUCCAGA